Messenger RNA from Paramecium pentaurelia, 2662 nucleotides. The record is from the annotation of a GenBank genome assembly. Lineage: Eukaryota; Ciliophora; Oligohymenophorea; Peniculida; Parameciidae.
AUGAGUUCUAAUACUAAUACUCAAGCAUUUCAACCUGUAGGAAAAGCAUUACCAAGGGAGAUCAUCAAAUGGAUACAAGGACUUGAUCUAAGUUAUUCUGUAAAAGAUCCUAGAAGGUAUAUAUUAAUGUUUAUAACUUAUUUAGAGAUUUGAGCAAUGGUUUUUUAAUUGCUGAAAUUUUCUCACGAUAUUAUCCUGGAAGAGUAUAAAUGCACUCUUUUGAUAAUUCACAAAAGGAUGAAAGGAGAUAAAACAACUAUUAACAAUUAGAGCUCUUUUUUAAAAAGAAUGAUAUAGUAAUUCCAAAUCAUAAAGGAUUUGCUGAAAUUUUAGAUAAUGAUUGGAAUGCCCUUUAUAAUUUUCUUGUUAGCAUUUACAGUUUAUUAACAUAGAGAAAGUAUUUAAUUAAUAUUAAAAAGGGUUAUUAAUCCUCCUUUGGCAUCUUAUGUGAAUUCUAAAGAAUUUGCCACUUCUACUUAAAAUACUUAGACUUUCUUAUUAAAAGAAAAAGGAAUAGAGAAAUUAUAAGAAGAGUAAAAACAAGAAGAUUAAUUCUAAAAAGAAUAGCUUUCUGAAAAGCAUGCACCUUUGUCAGUUUCAUCUAAAAGAACUAAUUUUAUGAGGGUUCCAAGCAAACCAAUAAGUUAAAAUUUAGAAAAUCUAAACUAUCAAAUUGAAGUCAAAAAUAUAAGUUAUAGACCUGUUUAAGGGAGUUUAUUAAAAUUGAAGGAGGAAUAAUAAUAAUUAGAAAAAUAAUAGGAAAAACUUAAUUCAAAUAACGAUAGAUAAAUAUAGGAUUCAUUUUAAAAAACACCAAUGGAUGAGAAUAAGAGAGAAACAACAUCAACAAGAGAAAAAUAAUUAGAUAAAUCAAUAUAUGAUGUAUAAAUUUUAUAUAUAAUAAAUAGAUUUUAAAUGAAGCAUUAACAUAAAGAUAAUAAUUUGCAUAAUUUGCAUAAACAGUUUAAUUCAAAUAGAAUGGCACUGCUCUAUAGAGUUUUAUAGAUCUAAUUGAUAUUUAUCCUGAAGAUUUUGUAAAUGGAUUUUUUUAGGAAUUAAUAACAUAGAAAGAAGCAUAUAUAAAUUUUAUAUUCAAAGACACAAAUGAAGUAUGGAAAUUUUUUAAAUUUACAUUUUAAUGUAUUUAAAAUUUACCAGUUUAAAGAGUUCAUGUUUGUAUUGAUUUGGUUAAUUAAUUUGGCGCAAGAUCAUUAUAAAAGGAUGCAUUAAAAACUAGAUCAUUAUUUUUAGAAUUCUUUUUACCAGAAAUAUGUAAUCUUAUAAAAUAAAGUGUUUUUUUUGAAAAGAAAUAGCUUUUAAUUUAAAUGAUAUGUUCUUUUUAAGAACCUAUGUUUAAAUAUUAAGUUAUUUAAACAAUGAAAUAGAAUUUAUCAGUUGAACAUUUUAUGUAAUGUUUAGCUGUCUUUUCAGGAUUUGAAUAAGAAUCAUCAGAUUUGUGGAAUGAUAUGAAACGAUAUGGAUAUAUAUAUUUUUUAUCUGCUUCAACAUCUUUAAGUUCAAGUGCAUUAGCUAUAUUAUGUAAUGCAGCUAAAGCUAAUUCUUAAGUGAAAAUUGAUAAACAUGUUAUAGCAUUGGCUAAAAAUAGAUGGUGGUAAAAUCGUUGUCUAUGUGUUAUAUUAUUUAGUGAAAUGAUUAGAGGAAUAAUCAAAACUCCAAAUUAUUAAAAUUUAAUUAAGUCUCCUUAAUAAGGAUAGAAAUUCUUUUCUAUUGAAAAUGACAGAAUAAUUUCAGAUUUAAAAGCAUAAGUUAAUCAUUUCUCUAAAGGAAUAGAAAUAGCUUCAUUACCUAUAGAUUCAGAUAUUCUUAUGACAUAAUCAUUAAUUCACAUAGUGGAUUUAUUAGGAGAUAGUAAAAUAUUAUUAGAGUUAUUUGUUAAGAUUGUUCUUGAAGUAUCUUAAGAAUCAAGAUAAUGGGCUUUAUUUAGUUAAGAAUAAUAAGAUGAAUAUGAUUUCUUUAUUCCAUCUGAUAAAAGUUUUAAAUUUAAAUUAAAUAUUAACUCAUAAUAUGUAAAAUAAGUUUCAUUUUAAUUACUAUUGCAUUUAGUUGAAUUAGUAAUAAAUUUAUCAUUAUUUUAUAGCUCAAUACAUAGAAAUUAUUAAAUUUACCAUUAGGACAUUUUGAAUUACUUCAUUGGUGUUUUCAAAAUACAGAUUUUAAAAUAUAAAAUAUGGAAUCAUGUGAAUAGAUUGCUAAAGUAACUAAAGAAUAUGUUUAUUUGGGUUUAAGUGAUCCAACUGUUUUAUUGUAUGCUAAUGAUUUAGCAAAAUAAUUGCUUGAUUUAUAAUUUAAAGCAGAAGUUUAAAUAGAAAAUCAUGAUAAAAUAUUUGCAAAUUGUAUUAGAUUAGCAUUAAAAGCUGAGAAUGAUCAAGUAUUAAACAAUAUUGUUGAAUUUAUUGAAAAUUUAGUAGCAGAAUCUGGUUAAAGUGCAUCAGAUGGAAUGAAGAAGUAAUAAAAUAAUUAAAUUGAUAGUUUUAUACGAAGUGUUUAUGAUGAAUUAGACUAAAUGAAUCCUUCACCAUUAUCAAAUCCUAAAAUAUCUAAAUGUUUUGAAAGAGUUAAUGAUAAACCAUAUUAAUCACCACAUCCAGAUGUUUCAGAUGUUUAAAUUUAAGAUGAAUAACAAUCUGAUUUUUAAUAUUGA